Acomys russatus (golden spiny mouse) is the source of this 540-nucleotide messenger RNA. RefSeq names its product cytochrome c oxidase assembly protein COX14. Lineage: Eukaryota; Metazoa; Chordata; Mammalia; Rodentia; Muridae. The record is from RefSeq and is a predicted model, not a curated record. Bases 144 to 317 code for a protein of 57 amino acids. Gene Ontology annotation, biological process: mitochondrial respiratory chain complex IV assembly. The transcript has 2 exons. Gene Ontology annotation, cellular component: mitochondrion.
GUCAGGAGUGGGGCUGCGCAGCGGAGACCGGGGUGCUCGGCCUUGGGUUCUGCGUCUCCCUGCUUCGGCUGCGCGACUGGACUGCGAGCAGCGGACGGUAGGAUUCGCGGUGGCCGGCCGAGCUGCAGCAUCCAGGGGAAGACAUGCCCACUGCCAAGCAGCUAGCCGAUGUUGGCUACAAGACCUUCUCUGCUUCCAUGAUGCUCCUCACUGUGUACGGCGGUUACCUCUGCAGCGUGCGAGCCUACCGGUACUUGCAGCUGCGCAGUGCCAGGCGCCAGGCUGCAGAAGAGCAGAAGACCUCAGGGGCCCUGUAGAGCCCAGCUUUUCCUUCUGAGCAGCGAGGCUUGAGGCAUGAGAUGGGGAAGACCUCCCCUGCAUGUCAUCCUUGGCAAGAACUAGGCCACGAUGGCUUUCAAGCCCGCAGGGCUAAAGUGCCAUGGUUUCUGUGCCGUGUUGACAGUUUGCGGAGGCCAUCAAACAAAUGGGAACGUGAGGCUGAGGGUUAUCACAGAGAUUAAAUAUUUUGCCUUGUUUGUG